Macrobrachium nipponense is the source of this 2982-nucleotide messenger RNA. RefSeq names its product zinc transporter ZIP1-like. Bases 543 to 1580 code for a protein of 345 amino acids. Gene Ontology annotation, molecular function: zinc ion transmembrane transporter activity. NCBI's taxonomy places the organism in Eukaryota, Metazoa, Arthropoda, Malacostraca, Decapoda, Palaemonidae. Gene Ontology annotation, biological process: zinc ion transmembrane transport. The record is from RefSeq and is a predicted model, not a curated record. The transcript has 6 exons. Gene Ontology annotation, cellular component: plasma membrane.
UAUCUGUGAUGGCGAAGGGCUUCGUGCAAAGAAUGUACGUAAGUGCACCAUCACUUCACACUUAGAUCCGUGUGCAGAGCUCACGGUCUAGGGCUAGGCUAAGGCCGCGAACGAAGAUGCCUACGAAAUCUUAAUGAGAACUGGUAACCACCACCAGUCCCCUGGAACUAAAAGGUUUAAAUAGCAUGAGAUAGGUUGCCUCGCAGGUCACUUCAAAUCCGGGGAUAAUUGAGAAAGGAUAUAACCGUUGAAGAUAAAAGGACUAAGACUAUAUCUGUCCUGCACUUACGUUGAGCGAGCGAUACAGCGAAUACUUCACAGUAUAACGAUAGCUUGAAGAUGAAAAUGCCUGCGUGACAUAUAUAGCUUUCAAGAUUGACUACGAAGAAGGAAAACCUGGAAAAUAUUCGGCAUUCCAAGUGAACGCUAACUUACGGAACACCAUUAGACCUAGCGAACGCUAACACUUCGGAAAUAGUACCAUUAGACCGAGCGAACGCUAAAACUUGAAAAAGGAGUAACUCAAGAAAUCAUCCGUAGACAUGGAAGUUGAACAAGCUCAGUUUUUGGCCAUAGGCAUCAUCUUCACGAUCAACUCGAUGGUGGGCCUAGCGCCCGUCUUGUUGAAAGGAAACCUUCCCGACGUGAUUGUCCCUCAAACACAGACGAGAAACCGGCUGCUGUCGGCGGCAUCCUGCUUCGGCGCGGGCGUCUUCCUCUUCGUGUGCUUCAUGGGCCUCCUGCCGGAUGCUGAUCACAAAUUCCAUCAUUUUUUGGAGGAUAUAAAACGAUACGAUGAGGAAUGGACAACUUUCACAGAGUUCCCAUGGGCAUUCUUCGUAGUUACUGUUGGAUUUCUCAGCAUUUUCACUCUUGAUAAAAUGAUCCACGCAGUAGAGCACUCUCGUAAAGGCGGCCAAGAUGGACUGGCGCACUUCCGUAGACAACUGCCUCCUGUCGAAAGCUCCAAGAAAGACGGCGAUGCUGAAAAAUCACUGAUCGGCAAAGACUGCGUCCACCAUCACGAUGAUGAAGACGAAGGACACGGCGUCCCCUCCUCGGUCAUCUUCCUAGUGGCCCUGGGCAUCCACUCUGUCUUCGAGGGCAUGGCUGUUGGCCUUCAGACGCAGACUGAGAAAGUCAUGGAGUUGGGCGUUGCUGUCUUCGUUCACGAAGUGGUGAUGGCGUUCACGUUUGGCAUGGAGGUCAGCAGAAGUAAUACUCUGAGUAGGAUAUACAAGGUGGUCUACGUCGUCGUCUUCUCUGCUACGAUUCCUUUGGGCGUCGCCAUAGGAUUCGGCCUUCAGAACGCCCCUUCAGAUCACAGGGAUAUAAUUUCGGCAGUCUUCGAGGCUUUCGCCACUGGUAUCUUCGUGCAUGUGAUUUUCAUCGAGGUCCUUUCCCACGAAUUUUCUGGACACCAUCACCACGGAGGCCAUCAUGCGGGCGGGAAAGACAGCGAGGGGGAAAGAACCUCCCCCUCCGAGACUUACCUCAUUUUGGAAAAAGUCAGCUUCAUUUGCCUGGGUCUCCUGACCCUCAUUAUGUUGAGCAUAUUCCUGCAUCACCAUCAUCAUUAGGCGUGACAGUCGUUUAUACUUUUUAUAUCCGGUUUAUUAUCACCAUAUAAUCGAAGCAAUUGACACUUUUGCCUAAUGUUAUUGUCAGUGACGGUUGGUUAGGAAUAGGCCUAAUUUCAGGGAUCACUUCUUGAAGCUUCUGAAAAGUAGGAUUUACUUCAGAGAACAUUUCUUGAAGCUUCUAAUUAAGAAGCAGGCCUAACGCCAGAGAACACUAAUUGAAGCUUCUAGGAAGUAGGCCUAACUUCAGAGGACAUUCUUGGAGCUUCUAAGAAGUAGGCCUACAUUCAGAGAACAUUUCUUGAUGCUUCGAAUGAAGCCUUUGCCUUAAGUUUGAGUCCUCGUGCUGACUUCGGCGUUGCAGUACUUUAUUCAUACACCUAUACAUGAAGCAUGCGUAAACAUACGAAAGAUAAUGUAUAGGAGUAUUGAUCAUAUGUAUUUUGUAAGAUCAGCCCAAUUUAGGAUCACUGGGCUCGUUUGGUACAUAGGCUUUCCCACUACCAGCUAAUACCUGAAAGCAACCUGCAAUGUGCUUGGCCAAGGAAAGAGAGAGAGAGAGAGAAGUCAUACGGGUCAGCAGUCUGGCGUCACAACUAUAAUCAGAAUUUCAGAAACCAGAAUUUGAAUUGCGUGUUCAACAUCUACCGUCCACAGGUGUCAGCGAACUCGCUCCUAGAAAUCGUCUCUGUUGGGCAUUAUAUAGCUGUAUAUCAAAUAAUUUAAUCAGGAUUUUCGUACCAUUUUACAAAAUGUAUAUUUAGAAUUUAGAAAUAAACUAUUUAAUCGUCCCACUUAUUCUCUAAUCCAAGGGAUAAUCGCCGUAUUUAAGAUAUUGCAUUGCUUUGACUGUUUAUAUUCGUGUCUUUAUAUCUCUAAGUGUUAAGGUACUUGUAUACACUGUAGGCCUUUUAGCUAGAUUUCUUUAUAAGUAGAAUUUUUCUCAAAUGGUGUAAACAGAGACUAUGGCGCUCUAGCUAUAACUGCUCCAAGUUCCCGCUACGUCUUAGUCCAAUGGGGCUUCAGUACUUACCCCAGGCUAGGGUUAUUUAGUUAAAUGGACAUCUCGAGUCUAGCUACUGAAUGCUGCCGGCGAUAUGUCGUCCAGUAACAACUAUAUACAGUUCCCAAAAAAUGCUUCUAUCAUCAAUGCAAGAUGUUCCCCGAACUGUGGAAUGUCUCAUUCAAAUAAUAGAUCGCAAUAAGGAAAGGAAAGCAAUGCGAUUGAAAGAAAUAACAGAGAUAUUAGAGGUUCCUGAACUUGAAAUGACAAGAAAGUGGCACUUGUGUUGGUUGAUGAACAGUGAAGUGAGAAAAAUAAUUUUCAAAAAAAGUACUUGUGACUCUUGGCGAUCUUCACGUCAUGAUUGGAUGAACUUAACCACAAGAAACCGCUUGUCAA